AUGUUUAGAAGAGCUUGUACACUUUUUUCAAAUACUACAGCCUCAACAGUAGGAAGAGCAACCCAACAACCAAUAAUCAGCAACACCAACAAUCUAAAUCUAUCAUUUAAUCGUUCAAGUCUCAAAAUGAAUAACAAUCAAUCAUACUCUAAAUCAAUGACAAUGGAUAAUAUUUGUCCAACUGUCAAGACAGCACAAUAUGCAGUAAGAGGAGAAUUAGUUAUCAUUGCAGAAAGUUUAGCCAAGAAGCUUCAAGAACAACAAAAAAAUAACACUGAAAAGUCUUUGCCAUUUGAUGAGAUUGUUUAUUGCAACAUUGGUAAUCCUCAACAAUUAAAGCAAAAGCCUAUUACCUAUUUCCGUCAAGUGUUGUCACUUUGCGAGUAUCCAGGCAUGCUCGACAGUGCUCACAUUGAUAAAAUCUUCCCAUCAGAUGUCAUUACUCGUGCUCGUGAAUUGUUGGGAUCGAUUAAUUUCACAACCGGUGCCUAUUCAGGUUCACAGGGUAUUGCACAUGUAACAAAAAAUGUUGCCAGCUUUAUCGAGAGCCGUGAUGGUCAUCCAUCAGACCCAAGUGACAUCUUUUUGACCGAUGGUGCUUCUGUUGCAGUCCAACGUAUUCUUCGUCUCUUGAUUCGUGAUCGUAACGACGGUAUCCUCAUUCCCAUCCCACAAUAUCCAUUGUACAGCGCAACCAUUGAAUUGUAUGGAGGAUCACAAGUUGGUUAUGAAUUGAACGAAGAAAAGGGAUGGGGUCUCGAAAUCCCAGAACUAGAGCGUUCUCUCAAGCAAUCAAUCGACGCAGGAAUUCAACCACGUGCCCUUGUUAUCAUCAACCCAGGAAAUCCAACCGGUCAGUCACUCGAUCGUGCAAACAUGGAAGACAUUGUACGUUUUUGUCACCAACACAGACUCGUCCUCUUGGCCGAUGAAGUCUAUCAAGAAAAUGUCUACGUCAAGGAAAAGAAGCCAUUUGUAUCUUUCAAAAAGGUCGUCAAGGAUCUCGGUCAAGAAGUAGAAGGUCUAGAGUUGGUUUCUUUCCAUUCCGUCUCCAAGGGUGUUGUUGGCGAGUGUGGUAAGCGUGGUGGAUACAUGGAGCUCUGUAACAUUGACACUGCUGUAAAGGCAGAGAUUUACAAGUUGGCUUCCAUCGGUCUCUGCCCAAAUGUUACCGGUCAACUUGUUGUCGAUCUCAUGGUCAAGCCACCAGUCAAGGGAGAACCAUCCUAUGAAACCUAUCAAAAGGAAACCGAAACCAUCUAUGAAAGUGUCACAUGCAAUCCACCAGAAGGUGCCAUGUAUGCCUUCCCUCAAAUCAGACUCCCAGCCAGAGCUGUCGAAGAGGCCAAGCGUUUAGGAAAGGCCCCAGAUGCCUUUUAUUGCAUCAACUUGCUCGAAGCUACUGGUGUUUGCGUCGUACCAGGCAGCGGCUUUGGUCAAAAGGAUGGAACCUUCCAUUUCCGUACAACUUUCCUUCCAUCAGAACAAGCUAUCGAAGGUGUUUGCACUAGAAUUGCUGAUUUCCAUUCAAAGUUUAUGGCAAAAUAUAAAUAA
Cavenderia fasciculata is the source of this 1554-nucleotide messenger RNA. RefSeq names its product alanine transaminase. Bases 1 to 1554 code for a protein of 517 amino acids. Gene Ontology annotation, biological process: biosynthetic process. Lineage: Eukaryota; Evosea; Eumycetozoa; Acytosteliales; Cavenderiaceae. The transcript is spliced from 3 exons. Gene Ontology annotation, molecular function: L-alanine:2-oxoglutarate transaminase activity; pyridoxal phosphate binding. The record is from RefSeq and is a predicted model, not a curated record.